Molecule: messenger RNA, 162 nt
Organism: Orycteropus afer afer
Lineage: Eukaryota; Metazoa; Chordata; Mammalia; Tubulidentata; Orycteropodidae
Source: RefSeq, a predicted model, not a curated record
AUGGAUAAGUUCAGAGUCUGGGAACUCACUCUAUUCUUAGAAAUAGUUGAGCCAGUGGUGGUGGAGUCUAAAGGCGUUGGGAUCUUUUUCUUCAAGUGGCAACAACUUACUUUUCCUGUGGAGGCUCAGUGGUGCUUUUCUUGGGCUUACCAGUGUUGCUGA